Molecule: messenger RNA, 4296 nt
Organism: Cyclospora cayetanensis
Lineage: Eukaryota; Apicomplexa; Conoidasida; Eucoccidiorida; Eimeriidae
Exons: 13
Coding region: 1-4296 (1431 amino acids)
Source: RefSeq, a predicted model, not a curated record
AUGCAAGGACUCCCGGCUGCGACACCAGCAGAAACAACCGCAACAGGCGAUGCGGCAACGGCCUGUGCUGCCGCUGCUGCUGCUGCCACAGCAGGAGCCUCCCGUGACAUCCUGAUCUCUCUGCUACAGCCUGUGCAGCGUUGCCUGAAGGAAUUCCAGUCCUCUUGCGCCUGCUGCAACGGCAAUCCGCAAACGAAGCAGCACCAGCACCAGCAACACCAGCAGCAAAGGCAGGUGCUCGGUUGUUGCUGCAGCAGCGCGCAGCAGCAGCUUCUGCGGCAGCACAUGCAAAGCACCCUACUGUUGCUGAAGCUCCUCUUGCAGGUUGAUGCACUUGGGUACAAAGUGCAGCAGCAAAUUACGCAAAGCCUUCCCUCAGCAGCACUGACAGGAGCUGUCUGCGCAGCUACCUCUGAAGGCCUUUGUGAAGAUCUGUAUGCGACAGGGCUUAUUUCAGAAGGCCAGGCAUUCCUGGCAGCCUUCGCUCGCUACCGCUCGGUGCGGUGUCUGCUCGCGGUCAGGCUAUGGCUGCAACAGCAGCACCAGCAGGAGCAUCUGCAGGACGCUGCUGCUCUGGGCAGGGGCGAUUUCUCAGGGAGUGCUGCCGAUCUGCAGCAGCAGCUCACCAUCAGGGGGGAGCAAGGAUUUUAUCACAUGGAUUGGCCAUAUGGCCUCCCUGGGCAGCAGGCGCGGCAGAUACAACAGCAGCUGCUGCUAGCUGCAGCUCCAGCAGAGAGUCAUGCCUGUGCUGCAGGUCUUGUGGACGUCUCGAUUUCAGCGGCGGACAGAAAGGCAGCGAGUUGCCUGUAUGCCUCGAUUUGGAGGCGUCUGCGAGGGGGGGAGCUGCGGAAAGCUGAGGCGCUUGCAGCAGCGAAGGGGGCCUCUUGGCUUGUGCAAGUUUUGCGGGGGGCCGAACCUUGGCUCGAUGCACACGGCACCGAGGGCUUUUCCCUGCCUGGAGGCGAUGGUCUUUGUGAUGCGCAAGACAUUGAAUUCUUUUCUAAUGCCUCUUCGGUUCUUAGGAGCGCCUUAUGGCCAUGCGGCCUAACACUGAAAGACUUGUUACAAGAAAACAUCGGCUCCAGCGAGAACAGGAAGCGAGGAGGUGCGCAUGCGUGUCUCGAGACAGCAAUGGGAUACGACGUGCAGGGCACCGACAGCAGCAGCAAUUUCGACAGCAGCAGCAAUUUCGACAGCAGCAGCAGCCUUUUGGCCAGCACUGAAGCAUCAACUCUUGGAAGACAAGGUGAGGGGAAGCCGCAGCGGGCUCUGCUGCAGUAUACCUGCAGCCAAAUUCUGCGAAGCAUCAGGAGCACGUUGCGAGGCAGCGCGAACAAGGUUCCCGGCAGCGGCGGCAGUAACUCCGCCAUCGACAACACCACUAGCAGAUUUGGUCAUUGCGAGAGUCAUUACUGCAUGAGUCAAGAGGAAGCCGGCGUCUACGGCUACAUCGCGGCAGACGUCGAGGCUUUAUUUGCUGUCGUUGAGCAAUGGAGUGACGCAGUAUUUUCCCUUUGCCAUUCUAUCCAUGAGGAGCUGCUGCGGUGCCUCGUAGGCGUGAUACGGAAGCAACAGCCGCGCAGCCUUUUUAGCGGCGAAGUUGCUGCUGUUUCUGCGGCUUCGGCGGCAGCAGAAGCUGCAGCGACUGCGGCUGCGCCUCAUGCUGCCCCUUGCCUUCUAUCAUCGGAAAAGCGGUGUGAUACGCUACAGCGAUCGCACCAACGGCAGCUGCAGCAAGGCGCUACAGACGCGUUUGGCGAGACAGUGCUGUCGCUGCUGCCUGGCUUUGCUUGCGCUGUUAUCAAAGCAGUGGGGGGCCAAGCUGAAGGGCUGUUGCUGCACGAUGUGGGAGAUGCCAGCCUCUCAGCAGCGCAGGGAGGUCUCCCCGAACCUGUUGCUUUCGACAAGGCCCGUCUGCCGGUUCUGUCGGACGCUCUGACUGGCAGCAGCAGCGGCAAGCAGCGCGUUGCUUCUGAGCAUCAAGAUUCUUUCAGGUUACUGCAAAUACACCUGAUUGCAGCCUACAUGGAGUCUCCCAUAGCCGGCCUGUGUGAAGCAGAGGCCGACGGGCUUGGCGCUGCAGCGGGAGCGACGGCAGGAGCAGAGGAAGGGAUGCAUACCCGCUUGCUCUUGCAGCAGCUGCUGCAGAUGGUCACUACGGGAGCUACAGUGUACUGCGCGGCGCCUCGCAACGGAGGGAGGGCCUUGGGGUCGAGCGGCGUUAGUCCGGAGAUUCAGCGGUUCGCUGCUCUCUUGCUCUGCACCCUGCGAGACAUGGGGCAGCUGCAGCUGCAGCAGCACACGGGGAGAGAGGCAGUUGUCUUGCAGCGACACAGUCUCUUUGCGAUCGGUGCCGAAAGCAUCGACGAGAUCGUGGGACAGUACGUGUAUGGCGCUUUGAGGAACUGGGGGCCUCUCGACGUGUCUUUGGCACGGAUUACUCAGCAGCUGUCUCCUGACCGGCGGGCUGUGCUGGUAGGAGAGGUGCUCUGGUCUCGCAGCUCUGUAGCGUGGGGGGGAGCUUCGGAUGAUCGUUUGGAUUCGUUCGUUGCCUGGAUGUGCAAUAGCUUUCCUUCCGAUGUAUUGACCGUUGCUUGUCGAGUAGCCGAGUUGCUUUGGGAGUCUGCUGCUGAGGUGCUGCCUGCCCUCAACGCUACGGCCCCGUCCACGGAAACGGCGCGUGUCUUGCAGCAUCAUGAGGAGACGCGAGUGCUGCGGGGUGUCCAGUUCUUGCUGCAGCUGCUGCUCUCUAUCUUUGGCUUCUUUUACCUCGAUUCACAAUCGCAGCACAAGGCAGCGCUGCCUCUGCUUCGGGUCGCCCGCACACCGCAGCCUUCUCUCAUUGCAGCAGCCACAGCUGCAGUCACAGGUGCUCAGGGAGCGCCUCGUGUUGCGGCAGGUGUCACUGUUCACGCACAAAGCAAGCUGGACGCCGACCAGCAGUAUGCACUUUGCCUUUUGGGAUUCUUCUGCUUGUCCCUUUGCUCCUACGGGGCGUUUCUUGGCAUCGCUGUGGAAGCUGCUGCAGCGCGGCGUGCUGCAGUCGGUCACACCGCCGCUGCGGCGCUGCCUGCUGCAGCUGCCGCAUCUGCUGCUGCUGCUGCUGCUCCUGCUGCUGCUGUGGACGGGGAGGAGGCACCUGGAAGAGCUGCGACUGCGCAAGCCAAACGCAACGAGCGCUACAGUGUGACGGAGUGGCUGCACCAGGCUUUGCUGCCAGGACUCGUUAUCCCACUCGUUGUUGAAUCGCUUGCUUUCUGCAAGAGCAGCAGUGCCGCUCGUGCCCCUGCCGCUUUGGUCUUCCCUGUAAACAUCGCAAACACCGGAGAUACGAGCAGCAGCAGCAGCAGCAGCAGCAGCAGUGGCGCUGGCGAGAGCAGUAGCAAUGACAGAAAUGGCGUAUUUUCACGCAACCUCGAGCUUCUGCUCGCUGCACCCCUUGCGGCGUCCCUCCCACAGGCCCUACUGUGUCUACGGCAAGAGCAAAUGCAGCUUCAGACAAGCACGCACAGACUGCCUCUGCUGCCGCUUCAGCAGUUCGCUGCACUUGAGGCUUUUUCUUCGCUUCUGAAGGCCGCCGCUGCCGCUCGACCCGGUAGCCGCAAGGGUUACGCCGCUGAGCAUCUCGUUGCUAGCGCGCUACAGCAGCCGCAGAAGCAGCAGCACAUCGCUGAGCUGCUCUGCGCAUUCGCUUCGGAAAGACGAAACUUUCAUUUCCCUCUGCUGCAGGACCAGGAGAACCUACAGCAGCAGCGCAUUGCCGCUGCCGCGGAGCUAGAGCAACAACUUCAGGUGCAGCAGCUCUCUAGGCGUCUUGGUGCGUUAGCUCAGCAGCACUCUGCCGAAUCGGCAGAGCCGAUGAGCCUGUAUUGCCAGCGGCAGCAGCAGCGACAGGCAUUGCUGGAAGCGCUGCAGCACGAAGAGCAGCAUCAGCGCGAGCGCGAGCUCCAGCAACACUUCUACAUGCCCCUGUGGUGUGAAGGCGCGGGGCUGUUCGAGUCAGAAGUUUCAGAUCUCGAGGCCGCAGCAGCAGGAGCAGCAGCCGCCGCAUUCUUGCCGAGUGUGCGUUCGCGGCUUCUGGCAGACAUCAUCCUCAUUGCCGCAGCUGAGUGCAGCGAUGAAACAAUCCCUGCGAACCGCAGCUGCAGCAGCAACAGCAGCAAUGCGACGAGCCCUAAUCCUUUGUGCGCCAUGCUGAGUGCUGUGGGUUGCAACCCGAUGCUUUCCGCCGUCAUAUCAGAAGACGAGUUCCCCGAGGUGCUUCUCCUAGCAACUCUCCAAGCCACCAAAGUAUAA